Molecule: messenger RNA, 6261 nt
Organism: Ailuropoda melanoleuca (giant panda)
Lineage: Eukaryota; Metazoa; Chordata; Mammalia; Carnivora; Ursidae
Gene: PPARA
Product: peroxisome proliferator activated receptor alpha
Exons: 8
Coding region: 404-1810 (468 amino acids)
Biological process (GO): fatty acid metabolic process; negative regulation of inflammatory response; positive regulation of transcription by RNA polymerase II
Cellular component (GO): nucleus
Molecular function (GO): zinc ion binding; nuclear receptor activity; RNA polymerase II cis-regulatory region sequence-specific DNA binding
Source: RefSeq, a predicted model, not a curated record
CAUUGCUGCUGAAGUAGGGUCACGGUGACUUUCCUCUGCCAAGGUGGCGGAGAGUUGGGGAGAAUCCAGAGGACACAUCGUAAUCAUUUCCUCCUUUACCUUCUUACUACCAGGGCUGCAGGGAAGGGCCCUGCCUCCGCGAGGAAUCGAGGAGAGACCAGCUCAGAAGUAAGACGUUGCCAUCCCAGAGGCCGGGGACCACGCCCCUGCAGCGAUGACCACGCCCCUGCAGCGAUGACCACGCCCCUGCCCGCGAUGAGAGUGAUGUACCAUCACCACCCGCCUCUCCUGCUUCUGCCGCUCAUCCCUGGCCGCUUGCCCCUGUGCUGCAUCGGUCACAAAAUCGUGCGCCCGCCCAUCAGAGGUCGGGGCUCGGCUACAUUUCUAGAACCAUCUAGUCAAGAUGGUAGACACAGAAAGCCCAAUUUGCCCCCUCUCCCCGCUCGAGGCUGAUGAUCUGGAAAGCCCAUUAUCUGAAGAAUUUCUACAAGAAAUGGGAAGCAUCCAAGAGAUUUCUCAAUCCAUUGGUGAGGACAGUUCUGGAAGCUUUAGUUUUACAGAAUACCAGUAUUUAGGAAGUGGCCCGGGAUCUGAUGGAUCUGUUAUUACAGACACCCUGUCCCCCGCUUCGAGCCCCUCGUCGGUCACUUACCCGGUGGCUCCCAGCAGUGCUGACGAACCGGCCAGCGUAGCCCUGAACAUCGAGUGUCGAAUCUGUGGCGACAGAGCCUCAGGCUACCAUUACGGAGUUCACGCGUGUGAGGGCUGUAAGGGUUUCUUCCGGCGAACCGUCCGGCUGAAGCUGGCCUACGACAGGUGUGACCGCCACUGCAAGAUCCAGAAGAAGAACCGGAACAAGUGCCAGUACUGUCGUUUCCACAAGUGCCUGUCGGUCGGGAUGUCCCAUAACGCAAUUCGCUUUGGACGAAUGCCAAGAUCGGAAAAAGCGAAACUGAAAGCAGAGAUUCUCACCUGUGAACAUGAGCCGGAAGAUGCAGAAACGGCCGAUCUGAAGUCCCUCGCCAAGAGAAUCUACGAGGCCUACCUCAAGAACUUCAACAUGAACAAGGUCAAGGCCCGGGUCAUCCUCGCGGGGAAGGCCAGCAACAACCCGCCCUUUGUCAUACACGACAUGGAGACGUUGUGUAUGGCCGAGAAGACUCUGGUGGCCAAGUUGGUGGCCAACGGCAUCCAGAACAAGGAGGCGGAAGUCCGCAUCUUCCACUGCUGCCAGUGCACGUCCGUGGAGACCGUCACCGAGCUCACCGAGUUCGCCAAGUCCAUCCCUGGCUUCGCCAACUUGGACUUGAAUGAUCAGGUCACUUUGCUGAAAUACGGAGUUUAUGAGGCCAUAUUUGCCAUGCUGUCUUCUGUGAUGAAUAAAGACGGGAUGCUGGUAGCAUAUGGAAAUGGUUUUAUAACUCGUGAAUUCCUAAAGAGCCUAAGGAAACCGUUUUGUGAUAUCAUGGAACCUAAGUUUGAUUUUGCCAUGAAGUUCAACGCACUAGAGCUGGAUGACAGCGACCUCUCCCUUUUCGUGGCUGCUAUAAUUUGCUGUGGAGAUCGUCCUGGCCUUCUAAACGUGGGACACAUUGAAAAAAUGCAAGAGGGCAUUGUGCACGUGCUCAAACUUCACUUGCAGACCAACCACCCAGACAACAUCUUUCUCUUCCCAAAACUCCUGCAAAAAAUGGCGGACCUCCGGCAGCUCGUCACGGAGCACGCGCAGCUCGUGCAGGUCAUCAAGAAGACGGAGUCCGACGCUGCCCUGCACCCGCUGCUGCAGGAAAUCUACAGGGACAUGUACUGACGGCCUGACAGCAAAACACACAAGCCACUCGCCAAGGACUUCUAAACAACAGCACUACAGAUGGGGGCAACGUCCACUUUGCACAAAUCCCUCCAUUUUCGCCUUGGAGAAUGGGACGGAUGCGCCCUAGGUAACCGGAACCCUAGACCACAUUUCUUUCUUUUUCACACCAGUACUUCUGAGAGCGUGCCAAGUAUUGACAUGCCGGUGACAGGUAGCCGAUAGGCAGUUCUUGGAAAAUUAAGGGGAACGAUGCCCAGCGGUCUGAUUCUAACUCAACUGAUAUUAAUCAAUGCAGAUUUCUUGAUAUCACGUGAGUAACAUAGCGCUGAAUUAACUGGCGACCUCGAAAUCCGUGGUCUGUCUUCUCCUUUGGCUACCUUUUUUGACUGUUGUGCGCCCUUAUCAUUUUGAAAACUAAUCAGCACUUUUUAACUUUUAUAAUCCUGUAAACCUAGAUGAAUCCAAAGGUUAGGUAUUUUUAAAAAAGCAGCAAAAUAUUUAUUGGGAAGACUUUAAUUCUGUUUCCUGAAUUUGAAGACAGACAACAUGCUGUUUCUCAAUCAUAGGAUUUAAAAUUUCAAAGGAUUAUUUGAUAAGCUAGCCAAACCCACCAGUCGGUUGGUUUUCACCGUGUUCGUGGUUGUGACUUAAUGGGCAGAAGGGCCUGUUUCCAGGUUUGCGUACAUGAUCCCAGAAAGCCGUGUCUCAAGACUCCCUCCCCCUGCUCUGCCUGGUUCGAGCUGGCGUCUGGGGUCAGCAGGAGCAAGACAAACAGAAAGUACGUCAGCUCUCCGUCCCUCUGACCUCUGUUUCCUAUCAAAUCUGAACCAACCAAGUCAGGUUGUUUGGGGGCCAUGAUAGCGUUUUCAGGGGCAAAGGGACAAGUUGUUUGUCAAUGUUUCUCUGGGCCCCGCAUGUCAAGGCAGCUCCUUGGUCUUUUCCUGUGUAGCUUUUUAAAGUACACAGCUUUAUUUUUGUAACUCUUGGUGGCAGUUGCUGUUCCCGAGAGUGUAGGUGAGGCAAACAAGACUUUAGAGCAUGGGCCCCGGGGGGACCACGUGGAGAACGAAGGGGGCAGGCACAGGGUCCUUCAUGGGGCAGUUUUCCAAUUACAUAUGGAAGGCAGCUUUCCCAACAUCUGAAAUAUCUGGGUCAGCCUGAAAGCUCGUUUCUCAGCCCCGGUCUGGUUAUGAAAGCAGUGCUGAUCGCGGUUUUCGUCCAGCGCAUAGGGACCUGGAAAGACUCUUUCUGUCCACGGUGGUAGGUAAAUGUCCUCUCAGAGGAUUUGCAGCAGAGAUGCCCUCUGAGCCUGCCAGAGCUGACACCUCCACGGGGGAAGGCGGGUGUCACUGGCCACCUGCCGCUGAGCCCCUGCCUCACGGCAGCUCAUAGGACCUGGUUGUUCCCUUGGUGCCCCUCCCCCUCCGUCUCUAGAAAACUUGGCUCUGUAAGGUCGCUAUUACUUGCCCUCGAAGAAUGAUUAGGAUUGAAACUGAUAAAGUUCCCAAGGUCAGCACCAUGGAAAUGCGACAGGGGAGAGAACAAUAAAACUGUGAGGUUUCAACUAGAAAAGGCGAACGUGACAACGGGUACAUCCUUCUCAAAAUUAAACCUUAGUGGUAGUUCUCAUUUUUCUUUUGUUGAGAGAUCCAAUCAAAGGAUCUGUUGGAAGCAAAUAAAGGUAUUUCCACGUAUGAAUGACAACAGUCAAGAGGUCACCCAAAGUCAGAGGGCACAUCCGUGUGGGAGUUCUUCCCUAAAACAAGGACCCCUGGGCCGGUGCCGCAUCCGUGUCGCCUCUGUCCACCACUGGCCUCUCUUCUCAUGUGCCCCAGCUAGAUGCCAUUUGUGGAUGUGGCCUCGGAAAGGGACCCUGGAAAUCCAGGCUUUCAGAUAAGUCUCUCGCUCUGGUUCUGUUUUCAUAAAACUUAUUUUGAAAGCUCCUUAUUUUGCGCAUUCUCCAGCAGCUCCAGGCUGCCAAGGGCUCAGGUUCUGCAGUCCUAACGUUAGUGAGCAUUUGGCUGUCUCGGGGCCCGGCUAGACUCCCAGCGAUGUUCCCAGUGAGGCCACGAAGGAGGCUGCAGAGACCGCAGCUCAGAAGUCACUUGAAUUCACUCAUUGUUACGAAUAGGAAGAAAAUCACAGAUUCCCGUUCAUUUUAAGUAACAGUCACUGAUUGCCACGCAGAAUGUUUGGGCCACCUAAUCAAAGAUCUCUCAGACCACCGAUAGUCAGGUACGGACAAAUUAUGCACCAGUUCAAAAUACUGUCGCAUGUCCAGUAGGGGCUCAUUAAAGCGCAUUUAUUGCCUGCUGGGUUUCAGCAGACGUCAGCAUGAAGUGGGGUAGGUAUGACAGAACAGGUUUGAGAUAUGACAGAACAGCACAGAGCCCCUCCUCUCCUGGGGAACGCGGCACGCGGUGCAGCUCCCCUCAUCACCACCUUGAUGCCCUUCGACAAGCCACUGUUCGUAGCCACAAGUGCCAAACCUCUGAGACCACAAAAUUACAAACAGCCUUUGCAGGGCUGAAUCCUGAACCCAGCAGCCAGCUCGAGCUCGAGAGCCGGCCUCGCCCUCUCUCCCUGGUCCCACAGCGUCCCUCCCCUUCCUCCUCCUGGGCAUUUCCAGCUGGGUGUCCUGCACACGGUAUCCUGCCCCUGCCACCCUGAGGGCUGCCCAUGCCGGUGGCCGUUUUGGGGGAAGCCCAGCAUCAUCAAACCAGGAUGCUCACAACUGCGUCAGCGUGAGCGGGAGGCGUGGCAGCGUGGGGAUCAUCAAAGCACCAGUGAGCCAGUCCUUUCUUCCCGCCUUGCUCUCGACUUUCCCUGUGGCCUUCCUGUAACUCUUGCAUGAGAUGCACUCCAAGCAUCUCCCGAAAGAGUAGGUGCCCAUAUGUCAGUAAGAAUGUGAAGUCCAGGAGAAGAACCUUGGUGCACGGUGUAUUCAGGAAUGCCCGCGACAGCUGUCCCUGUUUUAAAGGGACUCUUCAUUUUAAGAGCAAGAAUGUAUCUUUCUGCCUUUCGGGUGCAUUUCUUACACUGGGCCAUCUGAAACUCUAAGGAAACGAACAGCCUCAAGGAUCGUGUGGAGGUUCCAGAGACAGGACAGCAUCCUAAGAGUUGAGCAGAUGCUCCAGGCACAAGUAUCCUUUGUUUAACGUGUGGUGAUAAGUGAACUAUUAAUUUCGCAACUACUGUUUCCCCGAAUCUGCAGCAUAACAGCUACCUCAAUACAAUACAUCAAAAGGCACAGUUCAAAGUAAGGUACACGAAACACUCGGGGUCCUUUUGGAGCAUCUGUAGUCAGCUCAUUUAUGAGUAAGAUUCAGAAGUCACACACCUUUGCUUGAUUGCACGCUGAGAGGUGGAAGGUCAUGUGACUUCUUAAAGGCACUUUGGUUGUUUAAAGAUACACACGUGCAGAAGUUGCUGCCGUGAUUUGGUGAGACUGAGUUGGAGCAUGAGGCGGAUCUAGAAGUGGGAACAGUCACUGGCCACAGUGACCCGCCCUGUGGAGCGCCUCCCCUAAUCUUCAGCUGUGCCUGCUGGCCGCUCACGGAGAGACCCUGCCAGAUGAGGCUGGAAGCAGAUGCCUCCAGGCCGUGACUUUCCAAGGUGCACCCGGGGCCUCCUUGCUGCCUCGGGGCACUCCCUGCCUCGUGCUCCCCCCUUCAAACCACGGCAGCACCAAGCACGUUUGAUACCUAGCCACUGCAUACACGAUGGAGGGUGGUUUUUCUUUGGGUCUCGACCCGGUGGCCACACCUGUCUCUGGAAUGUCUUACAAAUGCCCAUUUAAAGAGGGCGCACUGUUUUGACCACCCUCCCCUGCAGGUGUUCCUGGAGGGGUCACUUGCUUAAAGCCUUUAAGUCCACAGCAGUGUUGUCCAUUCAGGAUGGGGAGGACAUCCACUGUCUGUGGAAGUCACCAUGAUCGUGCCACCCGCUGAGGCCUUACUGAUUAUUAAUGAGUGUCCGUGGAAGUUUUUUCCCACAUACCCAGUCUUUACAGCAUGGGCACAGCCAGACAUCGGGCGGCUCCAAAGCCAGGCUCUCUCUACUUGUUCUUCUCCUUUUCAAAGUGGGCCGGCUUCUCCUAACUCUUGGUCCAAGCUGCUUUAUAGGGUUCCCCUGGGAUUAAGGAUUCUUGCCAGGCUCCAAAGGUUGAGGUCUACAUCUUUUGCUGGGAUAUAUAUAUAUAUAUAUAUAUAUAUAUAUAUAUAAAUCUAUAUAUUAUAUAUAUAGAUUAAAUAUAUUUAGGUGCCAUUUUAAUAGAAUUCAGGAAAAUGGUCAUUGACCCCCAGCCUGUGACAUGCACCAGGGUAGAACAAAGGCAGUGAACUUUCAUCUGACUCGGGAUAGAGGACAUCCAUUAAAUUUCUCUGGAAACCACAAUGCAAAUUAGAGGUAAUACUGAAAGUUUAAUGAGCAAAAAAAAAAAAAAAAAA